UCCACACUACGACAACAACAACUUCAACUUCACCUAUACAACCUCCAACUACUUCCGCCUUCUACAACCUCCACAACCCCAACUACAACUUCAACCUCUACAACUCCAACUACCACUUCAACUUCAACCUCUACAACUCCAACUACAACUUCAACUUCUACAACCUCCACAACCCCAACUACAACUUCAACCUCUACAACUCCAACUACCACUUCAACUUCUACAACCUCCACAACUCCCACUACAACUUCAACCUCCACAACUCCCACUACAACUUCAACAUCCACAACUCCCACUUCAACUUCUACAACCUCCACAACUCCCACUACAACUUCAACCUCCACAACUCCCACUACAACUUCAACCUCCACAACUCCCACUUCAACUUCUACAACCUCCACUACUCCCACUACAACUUCAACCUCUACAACUCCCACAACAACUUCAACUUCCACAACUCCCACAACAACUUCAACUUCUACAACCUCCACUACUCCCACUACAACUUCAACUUCUACAACUCCCACAACAACUUCAACAUCUACAACUCCCACAACAACUUCAACUUCUACAACCUCCACUACUCCAACUACAACUUCAACUUCUACAACUCCCACUACAACUUCAACCUCUACAACUCCCACAACAACUUCAACUUCUACAACCUCCACAACUCCCACUACAACUUCAACAUCAACAACUUCAACAACCCCCACUACCACUACACACUCAACUCCCACUACAACAUCAACCUCCACAACUACGACCUCUACCACGACAUCAACAUCUUCUACAACGACAUCAACCAAACCUAUCACAACCACGACACCACUUACCGACUGCACAUUAUAUCGCAAUGGUGGCUACAACUACAUACAGUCUCCAAGAUAUCCUACCAACUACCCAAACAAGGCCCAGUGCACUGUGGGAGCUUUCACGGGGACCAUUGCGGAUACGUCUCUCUACAUCAGCAGAUUUAGUCUUGGCUCUGGAGAUUCCGUGACCGUCUACAACCAAUACAUACCUCCGUUGACAUUGACUGGCUAUCUAAGUGCUGGAUCGGAGUACCGCAUCCUGGGAUCGAACAUUCAGACGGUAUUCAGUGCUGACAGCUCAGGGACCUCAUAUGGCUUCAGCUUGAGAUACAGCACAGCCAAUUACUCUUGUGGACAGAGAAUCUGGGUAUCGUCAUCAUACAUUCUGAGGAGCCCCAGUUUCCCAGACAAGCAUCCUCCAAACAAACUUUGUGAAUACCAUUUUUCUACCCAGUCAGGAUACCGGCUGAGAGUGAGGUUUGAGGAGAUGAAUCUUCCGUGCGGAUCAAACUUCCUCGCCUUCAACAGAGACCCUUACGGCAUCACGCCAUUCUACAACUCCAGAUACAACAAGAACCACUGCGGUAAUAGUUUACCAUCUGCCUUCGACUCCAUCUCCAACAAGCUGAACGUCUAUUUUUACGGAAGAAUCAAAAGUUAUGGGUACAAAAUCCACAUCAUCAAGAUUAAGUGAACUCAGGGAAAGUUCUGCUGUAGCUAAUGUUGUUGUAAUGAAGGGCAGAUACAUGAUGAACUAAUUUUUUUUAUAUUCUACCCUGCCAUUGUCUCUUGGUGUUAUCAAUUUGAAAAUUGGCCUUAAUCUGAUGCAAAUAUAAAUGUGUGAUGUAACUCAACUCUUGUAGAUGAGCUAAAACAAUGAAGAUGGGAUUCAUAUAUUACAACCUACAGAUCUGUCCCUCUUUGUUUGAUUGGAUUGUGCCAAUUUCAUUUUAAUAUCUUUGGCAGGUACUGCAUAGAGAGCAAAUUUAACUAAUAUCCCUAUGCUAUUUUAUUUUUCGUUGUGUGAGGGUUUUAAUAAACAAUAUUUAUCCUA
Macrobrachium nipponense is the source of this 1869-nucleotide messenger RNA. RefSeq lists its product as uncharacterized. Lineage: Eukaryota; Metazoa; Arthropoda; Malacostraca; Decapoda; Palaemonidae. The transcript is spliced from 6 exons. Gene Ontology annotation, molecular function: serine-type endopeptidase activity. The record is from RefSeq and is a predicted model, not a curated record. The annotation marks the transcript as partial.